AUGAAUUUAGAUAGGCAAUGUAGUUGGUCUGAUCUACCAAUUGACAUCAUAGCUUCAAUUAUCGAACUUCUAAAAGCUCGAAUCGACAUUAUUCGUGUCGGAAGCGUUUGUCAAUCAUGGCGAAACUCAGUAGCCUAUUAUCGUAGCAGUGCGAAGGGUAAUGUUAUUAGCCCUCUCGAGCUCCCUGUCCAUGAUUCUCUUCAAAAAUACUGUAAUUAUGGAAUCAAGAUUCCUAAAUUCUUGAACUUUUACGUAACGAUUACCUAUAUUGUUAAACCAACUUGUAAAGGUACUAAAAGUUUCUUGGUUGAAGUUGAUCAUCAUCACUUAGGGCAACACAAAGCACGCCUUUUACGCCGCGUCAGGCGAAAGUUCAAGAAGGAUAUUAUUUUUCAUCGUAAUGAGGUGGUUGAUUCAAGAAAUUAUCAUGUAUCGGAAGUAUGCAAAAGACACACACUCAAACAUUUUUCUGAUCGGAGUUCUGAAAGAAUGACUAGUUUGUUCCAGAAAGUGAUUGUUUAUCCGGAUAACGAUCGGACUAGUAAAGAAGACUGUGUGGUGUUUGCAAUCACAGAAGGAUAUUUGAUUUACUGUAAAUUUGGAGAUUGGGAUUGGAAGAAGAUGAACGGAAAAAGUUGGGAGUUCGAAGAUAUAAUUGUUUAUAACGGGCGAGUGUAUGCUGUUGAUUUCCAGAGUCGUCUUUGGGUUAUUUGUUUUUCAUCAUCAUCAGAUUAUUUUAUGAACUCUGUAUGUGAUCAGUUAAUCGGUGAGCGUUUACAGAGGAAUUAUUUGGUGGAGUCUUGUGGAGAUCUUUAUCUAUUGGUAUCAACGGUUUUUCAUCAAGAAAUCAAAAUUUAUAAACUGAAAGAUUAUAAAUAUUGGGAUUUAGUACCAAGCAUUAAUGAUCGGAUUUUUUUCAUUGAUGAUCCCGAUAAUUCUCCGUAUAGUUCUUCAUUCUCGAUUUCAACCAAAUAUUAUCCGAAUCUAAAUAGAAGUGUAUAUUGCACUCGAACAUAG
Messenger RNA from Mercurialis annua (annual mercury), 1017 nucleotides. RefSeq names its product putative F-box protein At3g25750. Gene Ontology annotation, molecular function: protein binding. The record is from RefSeq and is a predicted model, not a curated record. The transcript has a single exon. Lineage: Eukaryota; Viridiplantae; Streptophyta; Magnoliopsida; Malpighiales; Euphorbiaceae. Bases 1 to 1017 code for a protein of 338 amino acids.